UCGAUAUUGAGCAUUAGCACAAAAAGGACACAAGUACUUAAUUUAUGGUGCGCUGGCUGCAAUUGUAUUGGUUAUAUGUCCAUUUACGCUGCUGCAGCUGCAUAUAUAUUCCCGGAUUCAUGCUAAAUUAAACGAGCGUCAGCAUUGAAAGCGAAGAGUGAAUGCGGGCAUACUGGUACCACACUCUCCGGCAUUUGCGUCUACGCAUUACUCAUUACUGCACUGUUAAACUGGGAUAUUGUGCAAUAUCCGUGAGCCGGGGCUAAAUGGUUAAACGUUAACGGAUAACAUCGCAGCAGCAGUGUGUUUGCAUCUGUUUUUCAAGGAGGCUAAUCAUGGGAAUACGAUACACAGAUCCAUCCAGCCGGCUCUUCUGGUCCGGGCCAACAACACAUCGACUAUUUCCAAUCUUCAGUUGCUAAAAUUGUUGCCGUAUGCUGCUGUGUGGGCAAAUUUUGUGUGUCUUGCAUAAGAAUGAUCAUGAUUGAGGUUCUGUAUUCAACGUAUACGCGCCGCUUCUGUGCCAAUAGAAAUGCACUUUACAUUUCGCCCGCCACCAACUCUCGUGUAUGUUUUUCUAGGGGAAUGCCGAUGAUUUUGGGUGUUGAUUUUUUGUGCAUUUGAUGUAUUGUUAGGGAUGAUAUUUGCUCUGCCAGCCCUUUUCCGCCUACUACCAGCCUUUGAUCUAAACGUGCACCGGUACAGUACACAAUGCACCGGUGAUACGUCACAUUACAUUCACUAAGCGAAGUCGAUGCGCAUACGUUUUCGCACGCGAAACAACAGAUCGACAUCCAUAUGUGCUACCCAUUAUCUGUGUAUAUCUUGGCGCGCUGGCUUUCUUUGCAAAUUACAGACGCCGCGCAUUAUCCACUGCGGUAUUUCCUCUGAAUACUAUACGGUGUAUAGCUGCUACAGCUUCGUGAUUAUCGAUGCAGAACUGCUGGUGAAUAAAAGAAUUUCAGUGGAGCAUAGCGACUUUGUGGUUGUGUCUAGAUCUGUGUGGGAAGACGGGCGCGUGUCAUAACGAUUUACCCGUAAACACUUGCACUUGGAUGCCGUCGCAUAACUUAUUAAGACUCUUCUUUCUGGAGUUUUGCAUCAAGUUACUAUGUGUAGGGCGUCUUAAUUAGAUAAUGUGUCCAACUUUUGAUUGCACGGUAACAGACCCGGCGUACACAUCUACACAGCCAAACUGACAGUGGCUUUUAAAAAAAGUUUGUCCAAGUUCGCCGCUCACUUCCGGUUCCUGAGUAGCCGCAGAAAGAUGCUUUAAAAGCCGGCAAUUACAAUGGCAUGGAGUCUCGCGGACGAAGACACACUCAACUAGUGGUGACAUCAACGACUGCUACUGAUCAUGCCCGGAUUAGUGUUAUUUCGCCGACGAUGGGCUAUUGCCUACGAUGAUCUUGUGUUCCCCUCACUAUUCCUUCUCAUAAGCCACAUUAUCUGGACCGCGAUGGAAAUACUCCUCUACAUUCUCGUUUAUCAACUUGACGGUUACUGCAACCAGCUGCUACAAAUUUACGCCCUUGGAAGUAUAGUAAUAACUAGCCUGGCGGCAGUUCUGGAGAUUUGUAUUGGGUGUGUGACGAAACGUGGAUCGAUUAUGAACACAAAUAUCCGAAAACCCGUCCGAGCGUUUUUGUACUUUCGAUGUGCUCUGUUUUUCUUGGAAUGUGGCUGGACAGUUUUUGGAAUAGUGUGGUUGGCAAAAUGUUACCCUACAAGUUUGGAUCUUUUUCCAAAAUCAACGAGUUUGGGACUUGUGAUAUUCAAUGGAAUUUUUAUACUGAUUGUUAUUGUUGGAGUUUACCUUUCUUAUGAUUACGGAGGAAGUAAAUGGCUAAAACUCAGAAAGUACGAAGCAAAUAUUCAGAUAACUGGCUCAAAACUGCAUCACGGCAGCGGGACGCCAAGAACAUGGAGAACGAGAAAAACCGUCCGGGCAUAUCAAACAAGUUGGGAUCGUCGAUGCCGGCUGCUGUUCUGCUGUUUGGGCACAGGCCAAAGGACGUCCCUUGGAGAAAUUGCUCAACUCUUAUCGGAUUUCUUUCGGGAUUUGGAUCUGGUCCCAUCUGAUAUCGUUGCGGGAGUGAUAUUGCUGCGGAAAUAUCAGAAGCUGCGUCGCAGUGCCUUGCUUACCAAAAACAGGACAUACAAGUUCCUUUCUGGAGCGCCGAUCACCAAGGAUACAAAGUUUCUGGAUUUACAGGACCCGGUGGUAUCGAAGGAGUACAAGCAACUCGUUCGUUAUAUGCGAUUUAGUCUCGCAGUUUACGGAUGGCCGAUGUACUUAUUUCGCGGGAACACUUGCCGAAAACUAGUGGGAGUAUUACCGGGACUGCGGUGUGUGUGCUGCUUCUGGCUUCCGGCGCGAUUACCGGGAAUUGAAGUGCUAGAUGAUAACUGCUGCAAUUGCAAUUCCUCUGCUAUGUGGGCAGUUAUGAAAUCGGUUGCCGAAGAUGAGUCAAUCCAAUUUAUCCACGCAUCAUAUACCGGCGGGGUUGGAAUAACACCGUACUUCCUGGCACUUGACCACCUCGAGAAGAAGAUUGUCGUCACCAUCCGGGGAACGUUGAGCAUGAAAGAUAUCGUUACUGAUCUAAAUGCAGAUGCCGAGUUCAUCCCGGUUGAUCCUCUACAAACCAAUCCCCCGUGGCUAGCCCAUAAGGGUAUGGUUGCGGCUGCGGAAUAUGUCAAGAAGAAGCUGAUCCAGGAAGGGAAGCUUAAGCAACUCCUACUGUUGUCAAAAGAACGCACAGGAUCCGAAUACGAUUUACUGUUGGUUGGUCAUUCUCUGGGUGGUGGUACCGCCGCCAUACUGGCAAUAAUGCUAAAACCGGAAUUUCCCACGUUAAAAUGCAUUUGCUUCAGCCCUCCUGGAGGGCUUCUCAAUUUACCCGCCGCGGAAUACAGCAAACCUUUCGUAACAACAUGUUUGUUGGGAAAGGACAUGGUUGCCCGCUUAGGUCUGCAUCAACUGGAAGCUAUGCGUUCCGAUCUGUUGAACGUAAUCCAACGCAGCACUUGUCCGAAGUGGAAGAUUUUGCUGAGCAGUAUUUGCGGUCGUCUUUGUCCCACGGCACAAGUUGAUCCUGCACUGAAAAAAUUCGCAGAAGAGCAGAUAGCAAAUUCGCAAAGAAAAAAUAAACCAGUGUCUCCUUAUAUGACGACACAUCCUCCUAUGUACCUACCUGGGAAAAUAAUCCAAAUUGUAAGGCGGUACCCUAAUGAGAAAAGUGUUAGCAAGACACGUUCAGUAUGCUGCUUGAAGUCACAACGGAAAGGCGAUCCCAUUUACCAAGCCAUUGAAGCCGACAGAGAUAGCUUUUAUGAAAUUAGUCUUUCCCCGUCAAUGGUGGACGACCACAUGCCAGAUACACUGCUGGCCGCAAUGGAAAAGGUUCUGGAAGUUGUUGUCAUACCCAACACAAACGGACUUCAAAAUGACCCUGGAAUAGACUUGUCGGAUGCGACUUCCGGUUCCGGUACUUCAGAUGCUACAGACGAAGGCCUGCCUGUCCGUCGUUCGAAUAUUCCUUACACACGUGAUCUUACGCUGCCGUUUGCGGAUGCAACUAGCAGUAACUUCCUAUCAACACCCGGUUCACUGACGCCUUUUUCCGAAGGUUUCGCCAAUCGCCCGGCGUCACGCUGCUCCAGCGUGUCUCGCCAGACUCUCCCGAUCUCACAACUGGAAGAAACAGCUAGUAGCCAUCCACGAAUUCAGAUAUAUUCCUCUCUGGUCGAUCAGGGGACAUCGUGUUACACUCUGGGAUCUCCUGGCUCCGAGACAUCGUGUUUGGAAACCACACAAGCCGAAAUCCAUCUGGACACCUUUAACGCCAAUCGGCAUCUGGCGCCAGACAGCUUCGACUCGCCCAAGUACUCCACCACUCGCAGCCGAGUGUCGAAAGCCAAGAGUCUCAACGAGAUGUGCGAAAGCAGUCCAAAAAAAUCCAGACAUCGAAAGGUCAGCGGUGAACCGUCACACCGGACCGCGGGCCGACCGAAUGCUACCCGCAAUAAUAAUGCGGACCAGCAGAACCGCGCCCAACGCGCUAAAUCGGUGUCACAAGAGACGCUACUUGUGGCUAGCAAUAAAAAACCGCACGGGGUGCAGGUGCAUGUGCAGGGCGUGGAGAAUUAUGAUUUCCAGUCCAGCAGUCCGUCCCCCGUGCUGACCGUCAACCAAACCGGCACGGUGGCCAAUUUCACGGUCUUGCCGGACAAGACCCAGUACGGAACGAUCUAUUAUGUUUAACAAUUACGGGUUUUUUCAGAUCGUCUGGUACUGUAAUUCUGCAAUAUGGCACACUUCUUGCAUCCUGAACAGGAAAACGUAAUGUUCGACAUUUUUGUUUGCUCAGUUUGGAGACCAGGCAAAUAGAAUACAAUGGCAACGAGUGAAAUAAGCCGGGUGCAGUUUUUCGCACUUGUCGUUUUUGUACCUCGUUUGUAUUUUGUUGGAUAUUGUUUCCGAUGAGGUACGAUUAAUAAACGAAAUCACCGUAAAGGUGAUAGAAUGCUAAGAAGAA
Paramacrobiotus metropolitanus is the source of this 4541-nucleotide messenger RNA. RefSeq names its product diacylglycerol lipase-alpha-like. The record is from RefSeq and is a predicted model, not a curated record. The transcript has 21 exons. Gene Ontology annotation, cellular component: postsynaptic membrane; dendrite membrane. The coding region runs from base 1358 to 4267 and encodes 969 amino acids. Gene Ontology annotation, biological process: lipid metabolic process. Lineage: Eukaryota; Metazoa; Tardigrada; Eutardigrada; Parachela; Macrobiotidae.